UAUUGCUACAUUCGCAGUAAAGAUCAGCUUUUGUGUUUCCAUCAUCGUUUAUGUAUGAUUGUAAUGACGUUGUUUGAUAUUAAGACUAGCAGUAAAACUUUAUAUUCUGUAAAAAAAGGCUUUAUUUCCAGCGCCGCCUCCCAGAAUGCUUUGCAUGGGGACGUGCGUCUGACGUCACGUAUACAGAAAAUUCGAAAUGGCUGCACGCGGUAGGUGAGGCCCGAGCGAAGAAAAGUGGAAAAGAGUGUUAUUCGUCAAAAAACCCACACAACGACGGUCAUUUUUUCGCCGUGCUAUUGUAAAAUUGUCUUUUAUCUGUGUUUUGUGUUCCGGGGGACCCCGACUCCAGAAAGUGAAAGUUUCCCGCGUGAAGCCGCUCCACCGUCUCGCCGAGUGCCAGCAAGAGUCAUGAGUACUUGUCAACUCGACUCCUCAACUGGAGAUAACUUUCUAGCACCUCACCAUGGGGAAGGAUGUAUUCAUAUGCCUUCACCAGCACAUGCAUUAAACAUGCAGAGAGUUACACAAGUUCUUACCACCUUGGGGCACCAUUCAGGGUGCCUUUUCAUCUGAUUAAAUUUAUAAUGAACAGGGACAUUGCGGUUGUCCCAAGUGGAUGGUAUGAUGAUAGGAUGGUUUUCUGGCCCAGCUAUAAAAACACCGACAGAAUUGAAAGGGCCGCUUUAAAUGAGGAGCAGCAUGAGCCAAACUGGCCAAGAUUUGACGUUUCUGUUGUCCGAACUUGUGACAACUACAAAGACGCAUUAAAAAUAAUGCAGCAAUAUGGAAAGGGCUGCAACACCUCAGACCUGCAAUCUGAGGCAGAGAACGAGGAGCUGCCAGAAAAAAGGAACAGGAAGCCAGUCCAUCGUCUCGGGGACUCAGAUGAUAGCGAAGAAGAUCCGGGAAAUAGUGACCUCACAUCUCUGGGGUUGGCAAGCCAAUUGCACAGGCAGACUCCACCGUCUCGCCGAGUGCCAGCAAGAGUCAUGAGUACUUGUCAACUCGACUCCUCAACUGGAGAUAACUUUCUAGCACCUCACCAUGGGGAACGACGCAUUAAUAUGCCUUCACCAGCACCUGCAUUAAACAUGCAGAGAGUUACACAAGGAACGGCAGUCCCUCCUCGACUCCCUCCACCCCCCUCACCAGCAGCCCUCAACAUGUGGCAGACAGAGGAGCCUGGAUGCAGCCUGGCCUACAGGCCAACAUGGCGAGGGGAAAGAAUGGCCGACAACAUUUCCUGCUCUGCGCCUGAGGUAAUCCAGAUCCUUAGCCUGCUGGAAACUAUUAAGCACAACCAAGACCAGCUGAUUGCGAAGGCUAGCACCUACGCCACGGCUAGCUCCACACCCUGCUCCAAGGCUAGCAACAUGUCUAGCCGCACCACGCCAAGCUCCACCACACCAAGUUCCUCCAGUCGCAGCUCCACCACGCCAAGUUCCUCCUGUCGCAGCUCCACCACGCCAAGUUCCUCCAGUCGCAGCUCCACCACGCCAAGUUCCUCCAGUCGCAGCUCCACGCCAAGUUCCGCCAGUCCCAGCUCCACCACGCCAAGUUCCGCCAGUCGCAGCUCCACGACGCCAAGUGCCGCCAGUCGCAGCUCCACGACGCCAAGUGCCGCCAGUCGCAGCUCCACGACGCCAAGUGCCGCCAGUCGCAACUCCACGACGCCAAGUGCCGCCAGUCGCAGCUCCACGACGCCAAGUGUCGCCAGUCGCAGCUCCACGCCGCCAAGUGCCGCCAGUCACAGCCCCACGACGCCAAGUGCCGCCAGUCGCAGCUCCACGACGCCAAGACCCAAGCCAAGACCCUCCAUGUAAAGACCCUCCACGCCAAGCUUCGUCAUGCCAAGACCCGCCACGCCAAGCUUCGUCAUGCCAAGACCCGCCACGCCAAGCUUCGCCGCCUGACGCGCCACGCCAAGCUUCGCCGCCUGCCGCGAUGACGACGCAUCCACCUCCUCGUCGGCCACGGAUGUGGCCAUUCUAUGGGCGUCCGCCACGCCAGGUACGCCGACCUCCUCGUCGGCCACAGAUGUGGCCAUUCCCAGGUCGCCCACCUCGUCAGGAGCAGUGGCGUUCUACGCGUCGUCGCCACCUAACCCUGCCCCGGUGGAUUCGGGGACACGUGGUCUGGCGACCCACCGCCAUGUCCCCCUCCCGCCCUCCGAUGACUCUUGUUCAUUUUUUUUUUUUUUUUUUUGGACAUCUUGUAUCUGUCCUUAAGGGAGGGGCUCUGUCAUGUCUGUGUGAUCAUGUUUUGUUUU
Entelurus aequoreus (snake pipefish) is the source of this 2269-nucleotide messenger RNA. Its product is annotated as mucin-2-like. The transcript is spliced from 12 exons. Bases 474 to 1823 code for a protein of 449 amino acids. NCBI's taxonomy places the organism in Eukaryota, Metazoa, Chordata, Actinopteri, Syngnathiformes, Syngnathidae. The record is from RefSeq and is a predicted model, not a curated record.